AUGGGCAAGAAGAAUAGUAAACUGAAGCAGGAUACCAUCGAUCGACUCAUGCGCGAAACGUAUUUUACCGAGAGGGAGAUUCGGCAAUGGCACAAAGGAUUCCUGAAAGACUGCCCGGAUGGACUGCUGACGGAACAGGGUUUCAUAAAGAUCUACAAGCAAUUCUUUCCUGACGGCGAUCCUUCGAAGUUCGCGACCCUCGUUUUUCGAGUUUUCGACGAGAACAACGACGGCACGAUAGAAUUCGAGGAGUUCAUAAGGGCGCUCUCGGUGACGUCACGGGGCAAUUUGGACGAGAAACUGCAUUGGGCAUUUAGGCUGUACGAUGUGGACAACGACGGUUUCAUCACGAGAGCUGAGAUGUACAAUAUCGUCGAAGCGAUAUACGAAAUGGUGGGGCAGCCGCCGCAGGCGGAGGACGAGAACACGCCGCAGAAAAGGGUGGACAAGAUCUUCGAUCAAAUGGACGUAGACCACGACGACAAGCUGACACUCGAGGAGUUCCGGGAGGGCAGCAAGGCCGAUCCCAGGAUCGUGCAGGCGUUAACGCUGGGCGGCGCCGGCGAGUAA
This is a messenger RNA of Dufourea novaeangliae, 570 nucleotides long. RefSeq names its product frequenin-1. The transcript has 7 exons. The coding region runs from base 1 to 570 and encodes 189 amino acids. NCBI's taxonomy places the organism in Eukaryota, Metazoa, Arthropoda, Insecta, Hymenoptera, Halictidae. The record is from RefSeq and is a predicted model, not a curated record. Gene Ontology annotation, molecular function: calcium sensitive guanylate cyclase activator activity; calcium ion binding.